This is a messenger RNA of Triplophysa rosa, 997 nucleotides long. It is a transcript of the gene mc2r, whose product is annotated as melanocortin 2 receptor. NCBI's taxonomy places the organism in Eukaryota, Metazoa, Chordata, Actinopteri, Cypriniformes, Nemacheilidae. Gene Ontology annotation, biological process: G protein-coupled receptor signaling pathway. The transcript has a single exon. Bases 89 to 997 code for a protein of 302 amino acids. Gene Ontology annotation, molecular function: melanocortin receptor activity. Gene Ontology annotation, cellular component: membrane. The record is from RefSeq and is a predicted model, not a curated record.
GUCAUUUCUUAUCGAAUCUUCAUCUGAUGAAGACCAAAAUCCAACGUCAUCUCCAUGUGGUUGGUUUCUAAACACUGAUCGACUGAUCAUGAACUCCAGCACCAAAUCUACAAACCAUACAGACUGUGCUGAGGUUCAAGUGCCCAAUGAGGUUUUUAUGGUCAUUGCUGUUGCCAGCCUAAGUGAAAACUUCUUAGUGAUUGUGGCUGUAAUCAAAAACAAGAACCUUCACUCUCCCAUGUACUGCUUCAUCUGCAACUUGGCUCUAUUCAACACCAUCUCUGGCUUCUCCAAAUCCCUUGAGAACAUCAUGUUGUUGUUUACCGACGCUGGGCGGCUAAACUCUCGUGGCAUUUUCGAGCGAAAGAUAGAUGACACCAUGGACUCCCUUCUGUGCAUGUGCUUCCUCGGUUCUAUUUUCAGCAUCCUUGCCAUAGCCGUGGAUCGAUACAUCACCAUAUUCCACGCGCUGAGGUAUCACACACUCAUGACCAUGCGUCGCGUGGUGGUCAUUCUGUCUACUAUAUGGGUGAUGUGUGGCACCUGCGGUGUGCUCAUGAUCGGCUUCUUUCAGGAGGCCACGGUCAUGAUCUUCUUCGUCAUGCUUUUCUUCACCGCUCUGCUCCUCAUCCUCCUGCUCUACGUGCAUAUGUUCCUGCUAGCACGUCACCAUGCCAACAGGAUCGCAUCUAUGCCCAGUGCCACAGCGCGCCAUAGGAGGAGCGGCAUGAGGGGGGCGCUGACGCUCACAAUUUUGAUUGGGGUGUUUGUGGCCUGCUGGGCCCCGUUCACCCUUCAUUUGCUGAUAAUUAUGAUUUGCCCAGAGAACCCGUACUGUGAAUGUUACCGCUCUCUCUUUCAGCUACACGUUGUGCUACUGGUGAGCCAUGCAGUUAUAGAUCCAGCUAUCUAUGCCUUCCGGAGCGCCGAGCUGUGCAACACCUUUAAGAGAAUGUUCUUGUGUUUGGGUUCGAGGAUUUGUAAAAAGUGUAUCUGA